Perognathus longimembris pacificus (Pacific pocket mouse) is the source of this 1866-nucleotide messenger RNA. It is a transcript of the gene Cav2, whose product is annotated as caveolin 2. The coding region runs from base 217 to 705 and encodes 162 amino acids. NCBI's taxonomy places the organism in Eukaryota, Metazoa, Chordata, Mammalia, Rodentia, Heteromyidae. Gene Ontology annotation, cellular component: perinuclear region of cytoplasm; cytoplasmic vesicle; Golgi apparatus. Gene Ontology annotation, biological process: positive regulation of MAPK cascade; caveola assembly; insulin receptor signaling pathway. The transcript has 3 exons. Gene Ontology annotation, molecular function: molecular adaptor activity; protein kinase binding. The record is from RefSeq and is a predicted model, not a curated record.
GGGAGGUGUCCUCCCAGCCCCCAGGCCUGGCAGGGUGGGGCUGGGCUCUGGUGGUGGGGCCCGGAGCGAGAACCGGCAGCGGGAAGCGGCCGCCGCCCGCCGCCCGGGCAGCCGCGCGCGGGGCAAGGCGAGGCCUGGCGAGGCGGGGCGGGGCCGGGUUGGACUGGAAGGGGUGGCCGCUCUGACCCGCCGCAGCCACCGCGCACUGACAGCGCGAUGGGGCUGGAGACCGAGAAGGCCGAUGUGCAGCUCUUUAUGGACGACGACGCCUACAGCCGCCACAGCGGCGUCGACUACGCCGAUCCCGAGAAGUUUAUGGACUCAGGCUACGAUCGGGAUCCCCACCGGCUCAACUCUCAUCUCCAGCUGGGUUUUGAAGAUGUGAUCGCAGAGCCAGAAACUACUCACUCCUUUGACAAAGUGUGGGUCUGCAGUCAUGCCCUCUUUGAAGUCAGCAAAUACGUGCUCUACAAGUUCCUGACCGUGUUCCUGGCCAUUCCCUUGGCCUUUGCUGCGGGAAUUCUCUUCGCCACCCUCAGCUGUCUGCACAUCUGGAUUUUAAUGCCUUUUGUAAAGACAUGCCUCAUGGUCCUGCCUUCAGUACAGACAAUAUGGAAGAGUGUGACAGAUGUUGUCAUUGGCCCAUUGUGUGCAAGCGUGGGGAGAAUCUUCUCUUCUGUCAGCUUGCAAGUGAGCCAUGACUGAAUAAUUAGACCUCAGAUCCAGAGACUGGAUGUUGUACCUUUGUUGCUAUAAGAUUAAAGCACUACUGUUCUGUUAUUUCCACAAAUGUCCUAAUUAAGAAAAUUAUGAUGAGCAUCUUCAUUUACAAAUGUUUCUUGGCAAACCUUUGCAAAUAAUAUUCUCCAGUGAAUAGCCAGGAUUUUGUAUUUAAUUUUCUAACCAGAAUUAUAUAGUAGUCUAACAACACUUAAUUUUAAAGGCAGACAACUUUGCUUUACUACAAAACUCUACCUGUGAGGCUGGAGCAUGGCCUAAGUGGUAGAGCACCUGCCUUAGCAAGAACAAAGACUAGUACAGCAAAAAAGUAAACAUUUUAAACUAAUGAACUGAUAAUGAUCAGGUGAGCAUUCCUUCAAGAAUACUGUAAUGGUUUUGUGCACAACUGCUUAUGACAGAAUGGAAUUUCUUGCUUUCUUUCACUCUGAGAGUAAUACUUCUAAAAUUCCUUGUAUAGAUAUGACAGUACAGAUACCUAGAGACAAAUGAUAUCAAGAUUCUAGAUGCUGAAGUAUCAAAGCACUCAGUGAUGAUAGCAACUCGAAAAUGUAAUAAAAACAAAGAAAUGUGAAGACAGAUGAUGAGAAUAUACUCUUUUAAGAUGUUGUGAGCCUCCAGGCCUAUUUAACAAGAUAUCUCAGUUUAUUGUAUAUUUUGUGUUUAAUAUAAAUGUUUUUCUCAUCAAAAUUGCUUUGAAGCAUUUUUAUUAUAUUUGCAGCUAUGUUGAACUAAUAUAUAGAAUAAUUAAAUGUAACUUCCAUGGCAUAAUUCCACUAUUAAAGGCAAGGUGGCACUGCCUUGUCUAGGGAAAUAUUAACAUAGCAUCUUGUGGAAUGAAACGUAAAAGACUGAAAAUUCUGAAAUGUUUUAUGAUUGAUAUUUAUUGGCUGUGAUAGUAAUAUAAUUCAUAUCUGGCUGGUAUUUUUCUAGGAGAUGCUUUCUGUCUUGCAGUUCAUAAUUGCAUCUAUUUUCUACUUUCCUAGAAGUAUUUCACUUUACUUUCAAAUAAUAUUGGUGCUAUUUAAUAACAUAGUAUAUGGUAAAGGUUAUUCCUGACACUUAAGUACUAUUGUGACCACAAUUAUUCAUGUAGAGGCACUAAAAGGAUAGUUAUCUAUUUUGAGG